Messenger RNA from Cylas formicarius (sweet potato weevil), 2547 nucleotides. RefSeq names its product glucose-induced degradation protein 4 homolog. Lineage: Eukaryota; Metazoa; Arthropoda; Insecta; Coleoptera; Brentidae. Gene Ontology annotation, biological process: proteasome-mediated ubiquitin-dependent protein catabolic process; negative regulation of gluconeogenesis; protein catabolic process in the vacuole. The coding region runs from base 96 to 707 and encodes 203 amino acids. The record is from RefSeq and is a predicted model, not a curated record. Gene Ontology annotation, cellular component: extrinsic component of membrane; GID complex. The transcript has 4 exons.
AAAGCACGCAAGUCUCUCUCUGACACAGUUUAUCAAUUGUCAGUUGUCCGAAAAUUUUUGCGCGUCAAACAAGGACACUCAAAACUGUUGAGAAAAUGCCGGUGCGGGUGGAUCCGACGCUUCCACCGCCGGCUAAUUCUAAACAACCAGGUAUAACGAAAUCGCUGUUAUACAACGGUUCCAGAUUCCAAGGUUUUCAAAAAUCGAAAGGCAAUUCGUACGAAGUUGAAGUGGUUUUGCAGCACGUCGACGAAGAGAAUUCAUACCUAUGUGGAUACCUACAAAUUAACGGCUUAACUGAAGAGUAUCCUAAACUGACUACGUUUUUUGAUGGAGAAAUAAUAAGUCAAAAAUAUCCUUUUCUAACGCGGAAAUGGGAUGCUGAUGAGGAGGUUGACCGAAAACAUUGGGGUAAAUUUUCCUUAUUCAGCGAGUAUGUGAAAACAUUCAACUCUGACAAUUUUGAUUACAAAAUUUUGGCAGACACAGAUUAUGUAUUUAUGCGAUGGAAAGAGCACUUUUUGGUACCUGAUCAUACCAUUAAAGAUAUCAGUGGUGCCUCGUUUGCAGGAUUCUACUACAUUUGUUUCCAAAAGUCCAAGGCUACUAUUGAAGGUUAUUAUUAUCAUCGUAGUUCUGAAUGGUACCAAUCUCUUAACUUAACGCAUGUGCCUGAAAAUUCAAUACAGAUAUAUGAAUUUAGGUAAAACAAGUGAACGCCAAAUUUUAUUUGCAACAUCAAUUUUAUCAUAACAUUUUGCAAUAAUACUUUUUAUAUGAGAUUUUUGUAUCACUGUUGAGUUGCAGAUUGUGACUUUUAUUUAGAGUUUCUAUAAAUUUUACAACUUGUAAGGGUUGACUUGUAGGUGGUGUAGAUCAUUUGAAUAGGCCUUCAAGUUUGAUUCAUGGAAAUGAAAAUAUUGAAAGCUUUUACACUGUUUUAGGGAAAUAAAGUAAAACUUGAACUGAAAUACUUAGCAUUUUGGUUUUUUUCUGCUUAUUUAUGAGUGGAGCAUUUCUACUAUGGGCACUCAAAAAAACUGCUCUAAUACCUAAAGGAAAAUGAUGUAAACAUUUGUUUUUAGCCCAGAUCGCUGCCAAAUGAUAUUGUCUUGACAAAACCUAGGCUGGUAAUAAGUUCCCUACUUAUUUUUAGAUCUAAUUGAUAACAAACUUUUAAUUCUUGGUAAAUGUCAUUCCUGUCAAGAUAAGACAUUAAAAUGUUGUGUAUGUACAUUCAACUACACUCAGUCUUUUUUGACAGUAAUAUUGAUUGUCUCUUUAUACUCUACUCGCGAUCUUGCAUAAUUGCAGUGACAACGUUACUUCUUUGGUUUGGUAAUUCUUAAAAGCAGAUUUUUUUUUUAAAAUGAUUUUUGUAAUAGGAAAAAGAAUUGGAGAUGGGAUGUGUUAACAGAUUCUAUUAAGAGAAAAUGAAUGUGUUAAAAGAUAUAAAUAAAUAAUGAAAGUGACGGAAUUGUUACUGGAGAGAUUGUGACUGGUUAUUUACAAUGCGAUACAAAAGUUUUGUUUACCAAAAUAUAAGAUCUUUUGUGGCCAUAACAUCCAGGGACCUUACAACUUACUAACCAAAACUUGUUGAGAUAAAUUUUAUUUAACACUUCAAAUGUUUAAUUACAUGAAAAAAUUGCAUAAAAUAGACCCCAGCUUAAACCCACUCUAUUAUGUUUCUUCGUGUUCUCUAUGUUCGCUCUGGUGAAGUCCAAAACAUAGAUUGCUCAAAGCAAAUUGGAAAAAUUAGGAGAAUUUGAUAAAUUCUCUUGUAUGUACGUACUUUGUUGGUUACCUUGUACAGGCCAUUGUUAAAAUAAUUAUGCUUAGUUAUAUUCUGAUUCUAAGUAAAAGUCCAAGUACAUCAAAUUAAAAUUAUCAUGAAAGACUUUGAUGGCUUUUUCAAUUUAAACAGGUCUAUUUUCGAACUGAUUAUCAAAAUAGGUAUUUUGUGUGCUUUAAAUUUUUAUUUUAUUUUUUUGUUUCGCUGUAAGGAAAUUUUAGGUCGGGAUUAUCCAACUUGGUGCUGUUUAUUCACAAUUGUAUUUAAAGCUUUGUCUAUUUACUUUUUUUUUAAGAUGACUUUAAUUGUAACAACAUUUACAGUUGCAUUUCUCUCAACUAUUCUCGUCCAUGAUGGUAGAUAGAAGUAAAGACAAAAAUUUGCUGAUAUUUCCUGGUUUUUUAUGACAAUUCAGUAAGCUACUCGUUAAGUUCGGAUGAAAUUUUCAACUAAAUAAUCACAUCUAUGUGUCAAUCGUUUUGAAUAAGGUGCCUUUCAAACCAUUUUUUCAUAGAAAACUGCUGCAAUUUAAAAAAAAAUUGUUGAAAAUGGAACCGGGUAUUUUAAAAUUAUUUCUAAAUUAAAUUAAUAAUUAAAAAUAUCAUGCUGGAUAACCUCGGCCUUAGCCUAUUUAUUUGAUGAAAUGGUUAUGUAUAUUUCUGUGUAUAAAAUAUUUAAAUAUAUUUUUUUGAAUUGUUUUUACCAGUAAGUAAUUGUGUUGAUUUUGAGAAAUUGUGAAAUAAAUUUUAUGG